Cavenderia fasciculata is the source of this 267-nucleotide messenger RNA. RefSeq lists its product as uncharacterized. The record is from RefSeq and is a predicted model, not a curated record. The transcript is spliced from 4 exons. NCBI's taxonomy places the organism in Eukaryota, Evosea, Eumycetozoa, Acytosteliales, Cavenderiaceae. Gene Ontology annotation, molecular function: protein binding. Bases 1 to 267 code for a protein of 88 amino acids.
AUGGACCAGAGACCAAAAAGAGACAAACAAGAUGAUUUACAAUUCAAUAUCCGACUAUUCAACCUUGACAACACACAACAAGUAGCAGAGAUAAAGGGUCAUAAUGAUCCAUCAUACUCUAUUUCUUUCUCACCAGAUAAUAAAUCACUAUUCAACCUUGACAAUACACAUGCCUCAUCCUCUAUUUCUUUCUCACCAGAUAAUAAAUCAAUUGCAAUUGGUGGCAGUGAUGGAUAUGUCAUCAUAAAUGAAAUUAAAAAAUCAUAA